ACCAACCAAGCUCUGUCUCUCUUUCUUGUCUAGCCAUGGCUGACAACGGCCAUGGCAACAGUUACUUAUCUUUUGGUUCAACAACCAGACAAGAAAACAUCGGUACAAUGCUAGCGUCUUUACGUAUCGAAAUUCGACCACAAGAACAAGGUGGAAGAGAUGUUCCAUUUAUGUUUCGUUCUUCCAGAUCAUCAACCACUUAUGGUGAUGGUGAUAGUGAUCAGAGUACUCCGAUGGUGAUUGACAGUGAAUCUGUAGAAGGAGGAGAAAGAGGAAGCAAUGAAAGAAGAAUAGAAGAGAGAGAUGGGUUUUCUUUUACAAGGAAAGAGAAUGAGGCUUCUGUUGAAGAAGCAAAGAGAAGAGAAGAUAUAGUGAAGGAAUAUGAUUUGGAUGGAUUGAAUUGUGCUAUUUGUAUGGAGCCUUGGAGAUCUGAAGGUGAUCAUCAAGUCAGCUGCCUUCCUUGUGGACAUUUGUACGGUUUUUCUUGCAUUUGUAAAUGGCUUCAACGACCGGUGCCUACUACGAAAUGUCCUCAAUGCAAUGCAAAGUGCAAAUUCAAGGAUAUUAGAAAGCUAUAUACAACACCAGUGGUAGUUAUUGAUGAAGGGCUACAAAAGAAAGUUGAAUCACUUGAGAAUGAAAUUGGCUCCCUUAAGACAGAGAAAUCUGAUUUGCUUGAUAUACAAGAUAACUUGCUCGAAAUACAAGAUAAUUUGCUCAAGUUAUUACGCAAACUCAAGGAAAAACCAGCUUGUACAGAGAACACAUCAUUUGAGCAGAUGGGAAGUAAACCUCAUCAAUUCUUUAAUCCAAAAGAAGCUCAGGGUGCACAAUCUGGAUUUUCCUGCGGCUCAUAUUCUUCCAAACAACUCCUCCAUUGCAACUUUAAAUUACAGCAUGAGUUGGCCAUAGAAGGUGGAAGGCUGUUUGCCAUGGACUUCUCUUAUCAAAAUCUGAUUCUCACUCGAAGAAUUGCUGGGAUGGGUGGGAUGCAUAUGCUCAACAAGGUUAACUUGAUUAAUCCUCGUGAAAAUGAAGAUAUACAGCUUCCUCCUAGCACCAAAGCUGUCAAGGAUAUACAAAUUUCUCCUUGUGGUAGACUCACCCUUUUGGCUUCACUUGGGAAGAAAUUAUCAAUACUUAGCAUGGAAAGCAACAAUAUUGUCGUGACCUAUAAUCUAAGGGUCCCAGCUUGGUCAUGUUCAUGGGAUCUAAACAGCCCUCAUUAUGUGUAUGCUGGCUUACAGAAUGGCAUGCUUUUAGUAUUUGACAUGCGCGGGACCCUGAAUCCUCUGCAGUCCAUGGUUGGACCAGUGCCUGGGCCAAUUCACACUAUGUACCCCCUUACACAAAACCUUGUUCUUGGUUCCAAUUCUCAGAAACUGCUUACAGCUUCCUCUUUGGGACUAUGCGUCUGGAACACUGAUACUGGAAAAAGGCCAUUUCUGGUUCCUGGAUUUGAAAAUCAAGGGAUGUGCACUUCACUUGCUUAUGGUCCAUUAAGCGAUGACAUUGUUGCUUCAUAUCAUCCCAAAUCCAAGAAAUCAAAUGCUACGGUUAAUUCCCAAUGUAUAGAUCCAGAUUUAUCCCCUUUUCCAGGAUCAGCCACACUGUGUUCUCAACUUCUUGUCAAGAGAAUAUCUGAUAGCCAUUAUCGUAACUUGGGAUCUACAUCUGCCUAUUUAAGCAAUGGUCACAUGGCAAGGACUGCGAUUAUAAACAUGCAGAAUUGCUUCCCCUUGUUUGCCUAUGGAGAUGAAGCAACCCGAGGAUUGAGGCUGAAGGAAUUACCAAGUUUCAAUGUGACCCAGAAUCUUAAACCACAUCAUCACCCCAUCCUUGAUGUGAAGUAUGCGCAUAACCAGGACACAGGUAUACUUGGCUCUGUGAGCGAAGACAAACUGCAACUUUUUUCCGCGGACCUGUUGCAAAAGAGGUAGAGACUUUUGGAGCACUUUCAAGGUCACUGUUUACAAUUUUCUCGAUGAGUCACAAGAUACAAGAGUAGUGAAUCUAAGUAUAUUCAAGCAUAUGCGAUGUUCAUGUAAAUAGAUAGCCAGUUAGAUUGUACAUGAUGUGUAUAUUAUAGUAGAAGGGAUACAUACAUCUUAGAAAAAAAUUUGGUGGGAGAGAUUAGCAGAAUUAGAACAAGUGCACAUUGCAAUUGUGCUUGAAUGUAUCCUGGGAUUCAAGCAAGUGGCUUUCGGUUUUGUUUUGUGACUUGACUCCUUGUUUGGUAUUUCAGGUGUUUCAAGCAUAUUUAUAA
Molecule: messenger RNA, 2266 nt
Organism: Populus euphratica (Euphrates poplar)
Lineage: Eukaryota; Viridiplantae; Streptophyta; Magnoliopsida; Malpighiales; Salicaceae
Product: E3 ubiquitin-protein ligase RFWD3-like
Exons: 14
Coding region: 36-1940 (634 amino acids)
Biological process (GO): protein ubiquitination; interstrand cross-link repair
Cellular component (GO): nucleus
Molecular function (GO): ubiquitin-protein transferase activity; protein binding
Source: RefSeq, a predicted model, not a curated record